Molecule: messenger RNA, 3485 nt
Organism: Hyla sarda
Lineage: Eukaryota; Metazoa; Chordata; Amphibia; Anura; Hylidae
Exons: 4
Coding region: 132-2789 (885 amino acids)
Source: RefSeq, a predicted model, not a curated record
UCUGAUUAUAUUGCGGAUGUUAGAUGGUUCAGAAUCAUUCCCUGCAUUAAGAGACUCAGCAUUUUUGAGAGGUUGUUUUUAUAUUGCUUCUGUGUUGUUUGGUUCCGGGUGAACAACCUAUUCAUUUCAUUAUGGAGGCCAGAGAGGCUAUGUGGUCUAGCCAAGUUGGUACAGUUUUCAGUACAGAUACUAAUGUUCCAGUUGACAAAGAUUUUACGCAACUGACCAAAGAAAUCAUUGAAGUGCAAAGACAGAUCACUCAAGUAUGGUGGAACAUAAAAAGCCUUGAGGAGUAUGCCAGGCUAGGUAUAUUCCCCAGAGGACUUAGAGUCCAGAUCUUUCCAGCCUUGGAGGUUACCACAGAGUUUAAGGAAGUGUGGGAGACAGGCCUAGCUAAGUGCUCAGUGAUAUUACUGGAUAUGCUUGUGGCUCAUGAUAAAGAUUUGUUGGUAAAUUGCAAGAGUAAAUUACAGGAUUUGGAAACUCAAUUGUUGGUUUUUGAUAAAGAAAAACUGGUAGGGCCCUUCCAGGUUAAAUUAAAGGACAUGAUGGACAAAUAUGAAAAGGAGAUCAUGGAGGGUAAAAAGACGAAAUUCAAUAGAGAUCGAGAUUACGAUCGCCAUGAGGUGUAUAGGUGGAGACAUAGAGGCAAUCGCCGGUAUUGGAAAAAGGGUCAGACAAACAAUAGUGUGACUCCCCCUGCACAACCUGGUAGCUCUAAUGUCAGCAGUAGUGAUUUUUUUAUCAACAAGCGACACAGACGGAGGACAAGAAGGGGCAAACGCAAAUCCAAAAAAACGAGAGGCCAGACAUCGGGGACCUCCACCAGUAUACCGGAAGAAAUACAGAUAAUGGAAGGAGAAGUGCACCCCUCGGACACGGCUCCGGUUGAUUUACCAGAAAACCAACUACAGAUUAUAAAUCUUUCUUCAUAUAUUUUAACAGAAACUGAAAAGUCAGUAUUGGCUAGAGGAUUAUCCUUUUCCCCUAUGAAUUCAGUGGAUAGGUUUGAUUUAACUAAAGAUACAUAUUUAUUUUGCAGGAAACUUGUUCUGAAGCUAUUACAUUCACAACCAUCAGUAUUGGACAAUAUGGAACAUAAUGAUGAGCAGAUAAUGCGGGACCUAGUUGACCUUUUGGAGGAAAAUGAGACAGGUAGGAUGCCUGGUGAUCGCUGCCCAUGUAGAAUUCCUUCUAAGACAGCCCCACCACUGUCCUUGUUUCCAGUGGUUCAAGUGUUCUUUCAAACGGUAAAAAUGGCUAUUCACAGACUUCCAUCUAAUUCCUUUUCAGGAUCCAAUCUUACGAGACAGGAGACGCAAGCCAUCUAUAAAUUGCAAAAGAAUGAUGAAUUCCUAAUAAAGGAAGCUGAUGAAGGUGGUAAUGUGGUGCUGUGGCCCACUGCAAUGUAUAUAAAGGAAGCCAUGAGACAACUGAACAAUUCUAGAUACUACCAGCAUUUACCUUCUGAUCCUACGGAAUAUUUCCAGAGAAAAUAUUUCCAUAUUCUGGAUACAGCGUUUGAAUUUGGAAUCAUUAGCAAAAAGGAACAAUCAUUUCUACAGAUGACACAAGAUCUGAUAUUGCCAGAACAAACCCUACUAGUAACUUGUGAUGUUGAAUCGCUAUACUCUAACAUAUCCCACAAGGAUGGUGUGAAGGCGGUGGAUAAUUUUUUUCAGCAGCAGGUGAGUAGGGAUAGGGAAUUUGAUGUUUUUCUGUUAAGACUUCUGGAUUUUGUUUUGAAACACAAUUUUUUUACAUUUGAUGGACGAUAUUAUUUGCAGGUUUCGGGUACGAAGAUGGGUGCGCGUUGUGCCCCCUCCUAUGCCAAUCUAUUUUUGGGUUGGUGGGAGGGGGCACACGUGUAUCCAUCGCCGUACUUCAAUAAGGUCUUACGUUGGUUUAGGUUCAUUGACGACGUUUUCUUUCUGUGGCAAGGAUCUAGAGAAGAAUGUCUUGAGUUUAUUUCUUUUCUUAAUAACAAUGAUCUCAAUAUCCAUCUGACCACCAAUAUCUCCUCAGUUUCAGUUGAGUUCCUGGAUAUACAAUUGACGGUUGCUGAUGGACGAUUGGAGACUAAACUCUUUCGCAAACUCACUGCGACCAACAGUUUGCUGCAUUUUACUUCCUUUCACCCAUCACAUACAUUGAGUGGGAUACCGACAGGACAGUUCCUUAGGGUGAAACGAAACUGCAGCAACAAUCAGGAUUUCAGAGAGCAGUGUAAUGAGCUCACCAGUAGAUUCAAUCAAAAGGGGUAUCCCAAGAAGAUCAUAUCCAGAGCAUAUCGAAGGGCACAGACUACAGAUAGGAAGAAUCUAUUGCUUCCCAACUCCAAUACUAAACCAAAAGUUGAUGAAACAUUAAGAUUUGUCUCCACCUAUAAUAACCAAUGGGGAAGGAUCAAGGACAUUCUAACAGAUAACUGGAACAUUUUGCUUUCAGAUGCCAGAGUACGAGCAGUCAUUCCGGAAAGACCCUUAUUGGUCUCUAGACGUGCCCCUAAUUUGAAGGACUUAUUUACCAGAAGCCACUUCCAGAAACCAACUCGACAGACUGGAACAGGCACCAGAUAUGUGGGAUCAUUUCCUUGUGGAAAUUGUAAUAUUUGCCAAUACAUGACACCUACCCGGACUUUCUUGAAUCCUUUGGACGGCAGGGAAUAUAAACUCAAAAAGUAUGUUAACUGUAAGAGUACACAAGUCAUAUAUGCCAUAAUUUGCCCAUGCAGAAAAGUAUAUAUAGGAACGCCUACAGAAGCAUUUAUCAACUACUGGAUUGGCUAAGAGAGAUAAGAAAAAUGGGAAAUUGUUAACAUCAGUUGCUGAGCAUUUUCUUGAAUUCCACAACGGUUGUCCGAGGGGUGUCGAAGUAAUUGGUCUGGAACGAGUUUCGAAUAACAUUAGGGGCGGUCUUAUCACUAAUCGAUUGUUGCAGGCGGAAUCAACAUGGAUUUAUAAUUUGCAAACGGUUUCACCGGAUGGACUGAAUGAGGAUUUGCUCUUUUCAGGAUUUUUAGGAUUAUUUGGUGACAAUGGUCCUUGGAUUUCGUUACAGUGGACAGAUUGGAUCGACUCACACACAGAAUUGUGGAUUAGGGUUCGAUACAUCUACUUACCUUAUCUUAUUGGUCAGAAGGGCAGUUUGUAGCAUGAUAUGGAGGGAUAAUGCCAAGAAAUGAUAACACUCCUUGAGAAUUCGUUGGAAAGAUGGAUACUGCAGAAUAUACAAGAAAUUCGAUGUGGAGUCGAUGAACUACAUUUUGAUAGCUGACUGUUUGACAGGGGACUGUUUCUGAACUGGGAGCUGAUGGACCCUACUUGUGGAACUUAUGGACUUACAUUAUGUGGUACAUCUAUACCAAAUGACCCCCCUCUCCCUUUAGUUGGAAACAUUUGGCAUCACUCAUUUCUUUUCCUCUCUUUUGGAUAUGGACUCUUGUCUAUAGAUACUGACCUUUUGGUUCAGUUGAUUCUGGAGAC